Rhineura floridana is the source of this 2115-nucleotide messenger RNA. It is a transcript of the gene HAUS1, whose product is annotated as HAUS augmin like complex subunit 1. Gene Ontology annotation, biological process: centrosome cycle; spindle assembly. Lineage: Eukaryota; Metazoa; Chordata; Lepidosauria; Squamata; Rhineuridae. The coding region runs from base 1211 to 1909 and encodes 232 amino acids. Gene Ontology annotation, cellular component: HAUS complex; cytosol. The record is from RefSeq and is a predicted model, not a curated record. The transcript is spliced from 9 exons.
CACGCUCCCCCAAGCCUGCAGGGCUAACCCCACCCCUUGGUGAAAAUGGACGGUGUUGAGCCAGGCAAGGUCCACGUGGCUUGCUGAUGUCAAACUGCAGUAGUCUCCGGUGCCUUUUGAGUUGAGGAUUAACAAUCCUGAACGUUUCUCUGGUUUGCUUCAAGCUUUUUCCCUAGGGAGAAAAGUGCCUUUAAGCAUGUGCAGAGUGCUAUCGCUCUAACGCUAAGGUUCGGCUGCACACCUAAUCCCACAAUUCUGGGAAUAACCUCAAUUGAACCCAGUGGAAUUUACCCCUGAGUAGGCAUGAUUAGCAUUACAGCUUAAAUUACCGUUACCAAUAGCCUCUUCUAAUAAGUCUUCGUCUCUAUAGGGAGGGGGUCGGUGCUGAAGUACGCUUCCUCCUAAAUCAAACUUCCUACGCAGACGUGGAAUAUAUGGAGUGCGGGGCGGGGGCAGAAACAGCCUCGAUGACAUUGCUGUCGUCUGGUCUCGUCUCCCCAUCCUUGCAUGUUUUGUGCAGCGUCAUCUUGGCUGACGAAGAGUUCUGAAGAACUCGAAAGCCUGCAAACAUUUUGUCGGCCAUUAUUAAGAUAUUGCUCAGCUAUGGGUUUAUUUAUUCAUUCAUGUAUUGGUUUAUCUGGUCGAUAAAGCGCGGCUGCCUUUCCUUUUCGUGUGCUUUGGAGGAGUGUAGAGCCCACCCCUGGGGCUUACUUGGAGGCGACACGCAUGGCCAACGGCUUGCCUAUCUCUUCCGAAACAACUUAUGCAACCCUUUCCUGCUUUUGUCCGAGCAGCGCGCCCUUGAACUGACGUGGGGGGAAGGAGUAGAAAAACUUUGCAGAAGGGGCUGGGUUUUAGUUCAAUAGAUGGAGGAGGCAGGUUAGGAGGGCCGCAGGACUACAACUCCCAAGAGGCCCUGUGCCCCGUGAGGUCAUCGGUUCGCGACAAAGGAGAGCCAAGGAGAAUAGCGGGAGGUUUUCAAUGCAAAAGGAGUUCGCGGGAAUGGAGGAGAAGCUCGAGAAGGUAAGCGAGGCUGGAGCAAUUGCUGUCGUCUUUGUAUUGCGGAGAGGUUGCUUUGUGGUUGAAAAAGACGUUUGGGGAUCAACCCAUCCCCCCAUACGAAGCAGAUACACGAACUGUGGAUAUUUUGUACGAACUCGCAGAAUGCAAUGAGUCCAGAGAUGGGGAUGUCUGUCUUUUAAUUGAUGACAUGAAGCAGAAAGCAGUAGAGUAUGACUCUAAUGGCACCUAUCUACAGGAUCUUCUGACCGAGAGUCUGAAUCUUUCUUUCAGUAGCAUGUCUAAGGGCAGCACCAGAUAUCUGAACACUUUAGUGGAUGCAGCUUUAGCUCUUGAAACUAAAGACACUUCCCUUGCAAGCUUCAUUCCUGCCAUCAAUGACUUGACUUCAGAGCUGGAUGCCACAGAGUCCAAAAACAAAGAGAUGGAAGUUGAAUUGAGCACCCUGAGGAGAAAACUCACAUCAGCGCUAGUGCUGGAAAAACGGCUUCAAGAUGACCUUAAGAAAACUGAAGAACUUCUGGUAAUGGAAAAAGCAAAAGCUGAUAGCCGAACCCAGAAUAUGAAGUUCCUGAAGGACAAAUCUGAGGAUUUCAAAUUCAGAAUCAAGGCAGCGGAGGAACAACUUUCUGCAAGUGGGAUGGAUGCUUCCUUGACUCAUGAGUCUCUAGUUAAUCUUUCAGAGAAACUAGCAGAAUUAAAGAAGCAGGCAGCGCCUUUGAAGAAGAAACUUGAGUCGUAUCUGGACCUUACACCUAGUCCUUCUCUUGCACGAGUGAAGAUUGAAGAAGCAAAGAGGGAACUGGAAGCUUUUGAGGCCGAGUUUUCAGCAAAGGUGGACAUGACAGCACUUUCAGUACCUUUAUCUACUAAACAUCAAUUUUCCUAAUGACCCUGGUGUAGAGAGAAAAGGACACUUGUUAUUUAUUGUAAACUUUGUGGCUGUUGGUAUGUCUGGCUUAUCUUCACAUGAUGUUUUCCUGUGUCCUUCACCUUCAUUUCUCCACCUUUUUUUAAAAAAAUGUACAACUUUAUAUUUUGUACAUAUUUCUGUCCCCCCCCCAUGAACAUGAACAAUAAAACAAUCUUUCUGAA